GAAGGAAGAAGGAAGGAAGAAGAAAGAAGGAAGAAGGAAGAAGGAAGAAGGAAGAAGGAAGAAGGAAGAAGGAAGAAGAAAGAAGGAAGAAGGAAGGAAGAAGAAAGAAGGAAGAAGGAAGAAGGAAGAAGGAAGAAGGAAGAAGAAAGAAGGAAGAAGGAAGAAGGAAGAAGGAAGAAGGAAAAAGAAGAAGGAAGAAGGAAGGAAGAAGAAAGAAGGAAGAAGGAAGAAGGAAGAAGGAAGAAGGAAGAAGGAAGAAGGAAGAAGGAAGAAGGAAGAAGGAAGAAAGAAGAAGGAAGAAGGAAGGAAGAAGAAAGAAGGAAGAAGGAAGAAGGAAGAAGGAAGAAGGAAGAAGAAAGAAGGAAGAAGGAAGAAGGAAGAAGGAAGAAGGAAGAAGGAAGAAGGAAGAAAGAAGAAGGAAGAAGGAAGAAGGAAGAAGGAAGAAGGAAGAAGGCAGAAGGAAGAAGGAAGAAGGAAGAAGGAAGAAGGGAGAAGGAAAAGAAGGAAGAAGGAAGAAGGAAGAAGGAAGAAGGAAGAAGGAAGAAGGAAGAAGGAAGAAGGAAGAAGGAAGAAGGAAGAAGGAAGAAGGAAGCAGGAAGAAGGAAGAAGGAAGAAGGAAGAAGGAAGAAGGAAGAAGGAAGAAGGAAGAAGGAAGAAGGAAGGAGGAAGAAGGAAGAAGGAAGAAGGAAGAAGGAAGAAGGAAGAAGGAAGAAGGAAGAAGGAAGAAGGAAGAAGAAAGAAGGAAGAAGAAAGGAGGAAGAAGGAAGAAGGAAGAAGGAAGAAGGAAGAAGGAAGAAGAAAGAAAGAAGAAGGAAGAAGGAAGAAGGAAGAAGGAAGAAGGAAGAAGGAAGAAGGAAGAAGGAAGAAGAAAGAAGGAAGAAGGAAGAAAGAAGAAGGAAGAAGGAAGAAGAAAGAAGGAAGAAGGAAGAAGGAAGAAGGAAGAAGGAAGAAGGAAGAAGGAAGAAGGAAGAAGGAAGAAGGAAGAAGGAAGAAGGAAGAAGGAAGAAGGAAGAAGGGAGAAGGAAGACGGAAGAAGAAAGAAGGAAGAAGAAAGGAGGAAGAAGGAAGAAGGAAGAAGGAAGAAGGAAGAAGGAAGAAGAAAGAAAGAAGAAGGAAGAAGGAAGAAGGAAGAAGGAAGAAGGAAGAAGGAAGAAGGAAGAAGAAAGAAGGAAGAAAGAAGAAGGAAGAAAGAAGAAGGAAGAAGGAAGAAGGAAGAAGGAAGAAGGAAGAAGGAAGAAAGAAGAAGGAAGAAGGAAGAAGGAAGAAGGAAGAAGGAAGAAGGAAGAAGGAAGAAGGAAGAAGGAAGAAGGAAGAAGGAAGAAGGAAUAAGGAAGAAGGAAGACGGAAGAAGCAAGAAGGGAGAAGGAAGACGGAAGAAGAAAGAAGGAAGAAGGAAGAAGGAAGAAAAAAGAAGGAAGAAGGAAGAAUGAAGAAGAAAGAAGGAAGAAGGAAGACGGAAGAAGCAAGAAGGGAGAAGGAAGAAGGAAGAAGAAAGAAGGAAGAAGGAAGGAGGAAGAAGGAAGACGGAAGAAGUAAGAAGGGAGAAGGAAGACGGAAGAAGAAAGAAGGAAGAAGGAAGAAGGAAGAAGGAAGAAGCAAGAAGGGAGAAGGAAGAAGGAAGAAGAAAGAAGGAAG
Armigeres subalbatus is the source of this 1635-nucleotide messenger RNA. RefSeq names its product trichohyalin-like. The annotation marks the transcript as partial. The record is from RefSeq and is a predicted model, not a curated record. Lineage: Eukaryota; Metazoa; Arthropoda; Insecta; Diptera; Culicidae. The transcript is spliced from 3 exons.